Messenger RNA from Diabrotica virgifera virgifera (western corn rootworm), 9702 nucleotides. It is a transcript of the gene slo, whose product is annotated as calcium-activated potassium channel slowpoke. Lineage: Eukaryota; Metazoa; Arthropoda; Insecta; Coleoptera; Chrysomelidae. Bases 211 to 3639 code for a protein of 1142 amino acids. Gene Ontology annotation, biological process: potassium ion transport; transmembrane transport. Gene Ontology annotation, cellular component: postsynaptic membrane. The transcript is spliced from 25 exons. Gene Ontology annotation, molecular function: large conductance calcium-activated potassium channel activity. The record is from RefSeq and is a predicted model, not a curated record.
AUCAAUGUUAGGCAACGACGCCGAAAUGUGCAACGUCUAACAGCGCGCAUCGGACGGCGAGCGUCUCCGACACGUAUUCUCGUUGCCACCGUAUUCAGUCGAGUUCAAAACGUAAACGCGCUCCAGAGCGGUAGUCCCCCAGGAAGCCCUAUGCGAUAUCCUAGGUGAAAUAGAAGAAACAACCGCGUGAAUGCCUUCGUUUGGCACAAAAUGUCGUCUACCGGUGAGGACGUGCCCGUCAACCUUACCCUUCAUGAAAUCCACGACACUUGCCUUGACGACAGAAAGUACUGGUGCUUCUUGCUCUCCUCCAUUUGUACUUUUAUCGCGGGCUUGCUCAUUGUGCUCGUGUGGAGAUUGUUUGCGUUUCUGUGUUGUAGAAAGGAUCCCGAAUUGGGGCCCAAUGAUCCCAAACAGAAGGAGCAGAAGGCUGCCAGACAGGGGAAACAAGAAUUCGAAGGGACUUUUAUGACAGAGGCCAAGGACUGGGCGGGAGAGCUGAUAUCUGGUCAAACGACUACUGGAAGAAUAUUGGUUGUUCUAGUAUUCAUUUUAAGCAUAGCUUCGUUAAUUAUAUAUUUCAUAGAUGCCUCAAGUAUGCGUCCAGGUGAAAAGGUAGAACGUUGCCAAUCAUGGAGCAAGAAUAUUACCCAACAAAUCGACCUUGCCUUUAACAUAUUUUUUAUGGUCUAUUUUUUUAUACGAUUCAUAGCUGCUAGUGACAAGCUGUGGUUCAUGUUGGAAAUGUACUCUUUCGUAGACUAUUUUACAAUUCCUCCAUCGUUUGUUUCGAUCUAUUUAGAUCGAACAUGGAUAGGUCUACGUUUCCUACGAGCAUUACGUUUAAUGACUGUACCCGACAUAUUGCAGUACCUCAACAUUUUAAAGACUUCUAGUUCUAUACGGCUUGCUCAGUUAGUUUCCAUAUUCAUAUCUGUAUGGCUCACUGCUGCAGGAAUAAUCCAUUUAUUGGAAAACUCCGGUGAUCCCUUAGACUUCAAAAACCACCAAUCUUUGCCAUAUUGGAAUUGUGUAUAUUUCUUGAUCGUUACUAUGUCAACGGUGGGAUACGGUGAUGUUUAUUGUCACACGGUAUUAGGAAGAGGAUUUCUAGUUUUUUUUCUACUCGUCGGUUUGGCGAUAUUCGCCAGUUGUAUCCCAGAAAUAAUUGACUUGAUUGGGACUAGACCAAAAUAUGGUGGAACCUUGAAGAACGAGAGAGGUCGAAGGCACAUAGUCGUAUGCGGGCAUAUUACAUAUGAGUCUGUUUCGCAUUUUCUAAAAGACUUUCUUCACGAAGAUAGAGAAGAUGUAGAUGUCGAAGUAGUGUUUUUACAUCGGAAACCGCCAGACCUCGAACUGGAAGGUCUUUUCAAGAGACAUUUUACCACUGUAGAAUUCUUCCAAGGUACCAUUAUGAAUCCUAUUGAUCUGCAAAGGGUCAAGGUACACGAAGCCGACGCCUGUCUCGUUCUUGCAAACAAAUACUGCCAGGAUCCGGAUGCUGAAGACGCCGCCAACAUUAUGCGAGUUAUCUCAAUAAAAAACUAUAGUGAUGAUAUUAGAGUGAUUAUACAAUUGAUGCAAUAUCAUAAUAAGGCUUAUUUAUUAAAUAUCCCUUCAUGGGACUGGAAGCAAGGAGAUGACGUCAUUUGUUUGGCAGAACUGAAAUUAGGCUUUAUAGCACAAUCCUGUUUAGCUCCUGGAUUUUCAACAAUGAUGGCGAAUUUAUUUGCAAUGCGAUCUUUUAAAACGUCUUCAGAUAUGCAAGUGUGGACCAAUGACUAUUUAAGGGGCACUGGAAUGGAAAUGUAUACAGAAACUCUGAGUCCGUCAUUUAUAGGCAUGCCCUUUCCAAAAGCUACAGAGUUAUGUUUCAUCAAACUUAAACUUCUCCUGCUGGCGAUAGAGGUGCGGGGUUCCGAGGGAGCAGAAACCAAAAUUUCGAUAAAUCCUAGAGGAGCGAAAAUCGUUGCCAAUACUCAAGGAUUUUUUAUUGCACAAUCAGCGGAUGAAGUGAAAAGAGCAUGGUACUACUGCAAGGCAUGUCAUGAAGAUAUUAAAGACGAAACACUAAUCAAGAAAUGCAAAUGUAAAAACUGUGAUAUGAACCGUCAUGAUGAUGUCAAUUUGGCCCAUAGGAAUCAAAAUCACAGGAACAGUACAAUACCGAUGGCGAAUAUGGUGAAUUCUACGAAACAGGUGAACAAAGUGAAACCAAAUAUCACUAGAAACGCUGGAGAGAAUAUGACAUCACCGGAUUAUAAUUCCAGAGCGCCGGAACAAGAAGCUACAUCUUACGCCGGUUAUCACCUAGCAUAUGAAGUGAAAAAACUCAUGCCCACAAGCCGAACGAGUGGAAGCAACAAUCAAAACAAUAAUGGAGUAGCUUUGCCGGUUGGUUUGGCUGAUGACCAAGCUAAAGAUUUUGACUUCGAGAAAACUGAAAUGAAAUAUGAUAGUACAGGAAUGUUUCACUGGGGUCCUGCGAAAAAUCUCGAGGACUGCAUAUUGGAUCGAAACCAGGCGGCAAUGACUGUACUGAAUGGACACGUCGUUGUAUGUUUGUUUGCCGAUCCAGAUUCUCCACUAAUAGGCCUUAGAAAUUUAGUUAUGCCACUGAGAGCUAGCAACUUCCAUUACCAUGAGCUUAAACAUGUUGUGAUAGUAGGUUCAGUCGACUACAUUAGGAGAGAAUGGAAGAUGUUGCAAAAUUUGCCCAAGAUUUCUGUAUUAAACGGAUCUCCCUUAAGUAGAGCAGACCUUCGUGCCGUUAAUGUAAACUUAUGUGAUAUGUGUUGCAUUCUGUCAGCUAAAGUGCCAAGUAACGAUGAUCCUACUCUAGCAGAUAAGGAAGCAAUAUUAGCAUCUCUUAACAUUAAAGCAAUGACUUUUGAUGAUACGAUAGGUGUACUGAGCCAGACGAAUGGUACUAAUGAAGCUGGUACGCCUGUUGGUAGUCCUAUUAUUCUUCAACGCAGAGGAUCAGUGUAUGGAGCCAAUGUUCCUAUGAUAACAGAAUUAGUAAAUGACAGCAACGUCCAAUUCUUAGAUCAAGAUGAUGACGAUGAUCCGGAUACAGAAUUGUAUUUGACGCAGCCAUUUGCUUGUGGCACUGCUUUCGCCGUUAGUGUUUUAGACUCUUUAAUGUCGACAACGUACUUCAAUCAAAAUGCCUUAACAUUAAUUAGAUCAUUAAUUACCGGAGGAGCUACUCCGGAGUUGGAAUUAAUCCUCGCUGAAGGAGCUGGGCUUCGUGGAGGAUACAGUACUGCAGAUAGUUUAUCAAAUCGAGACAGAUGUAGAGUAGGCCAAAUUUCCUUAUAUGAUGGUCCAUUGGCGCAAUUUGGUGAGACCGGAAAAUAUGGAGAUCUUUUCGUAGCGGCCUUGAAACAAUUCGGCAUGUUAUGUAUAGGACUAUAUAGAUUUAGGGACACUAGUUCUUCGUGCGACGCAAGUAGUAAAAGAUACGUUAUUACCAAUCCACCCGAUGAUUUUCAAUUGUUACCAACAGAUCAGGUAUUCGUUUUGAUGCAGUUCGACCCUGGUCUAGAAUACAAACAAGUUAGGAGCCGUACUGGCACCGGUCAAGGGAGCGGUACAGGUGGCGGAGGAACAAAUAAAGAUGAAAACUCUUGACUGCUGCUUUGCAGCGCCCUCACAGAUGGACCAUAUUCAUAUAUUUAGUAGUUAGUUAAUCAAGUUAUCAACACAAAAUCCGGCUAAAAUUUCAAAUGCAAGAAAUUGAGCCAGAUAAUUUUUAAAUGUUGGAAUUUUGUCAAGACGCGCGCGUUUGUAAAAAUUAAAGGAAUAGCCCAGUAAAUGGCCGUUUUGGAGUAUAAUUUUCCGAGUCACGACGGAUUUGCUUGAAAAUUUGGAUUAAGGUUCUUCUUAGACUCCACUUCAAAGUUGAAUUUGUGCCGUUGGUUGCUUUUACCUGCGGGGUGAAAACCACCCCUUCUCCGGGGCGAAAAACAUACGUUUAAGAUAAGUCACGAAAUGGAUUAAUUAACUAAUUCUAAGCAACUUUCGUUAUUUCGUUCUAAAGAGUUUCUUCGUCAAUACUUUCCGAGUUAUUUUCGAGUGAAAAUGUUUCUUUUUCAAUAAAUAAAACCACGUUUUCAGACGGUUUUUCGGAAAAAAAACUCAAAAAGUAAGUAAUUUAUCGAAAAAAAUAUUUUUAGAAAAAUGUAGCCUAAAAAACGAAAUAAAUGAUGAAGUCUAUGCACCGAGUAGAAGCGCAAAGUUAUAGCUCAUAAAAAAUAGGUUCUUACUCAUCAAAUAUCAAAAUCAUCAAAUAUUUUUUAAAGUGUUUACAAAAGCUUUAUUUUUGUUGUUCUGAAGCUAUUUUCUUGUGACAUUUUUGUAAACUAUAUUUAAUGGGAAAGAAGCCACAAUUUUACUAAAAAAAUGAUUUUAACAUUUCGACGUCCAAAUCGGAUGCCGUUGUCAAAAUACAAAAAAUAUUAAUAUUGGCUUAUUUCCCAUUAAAUAUAGUUAAUAGCUUUAUUUUUAUUUUUUAUAAAAGUUUCUGGCAUUAAAGCUACGUGACGUUCAAAAUAAAGUUAUUCCCUUUUUUGAUAAAAAAAAAUCGUGAAAAUCUCCCCUAAUUAGCACCCCAAAUGAAAUUAAGCGUUGCCGCUUUACAAUUUACAUUAAAGAUGUACUGUUUACACUCAACCAAAGUUAUAUGGAAUCACUAUGUAUUUGAAACCUGCAGCUUUUGGAAGCUAUAGGUGUAAAUAUUUUAGUUAAAACGAUAAGAAAAGAGUUGCCGUGCCCUAGAACUACAAUAUAGUCCUGCUAUAGUAUAUAAGUAAUGUAUAUUACAGCAGGAGGAAGUUACCGGCUCCCGAGUUAACCCAGCAGCACAAUAUUGAUCACGUAAAUUGGUGUCUUCAACACCAAAAUUGGAAGAUUUUUCCAAAAAAUGUUAUUGUUUUUUUUAUAACUCCGUUCGUGUUUACGAUAUCAGGUUCAUCUAAAAACUGAUUGAAAAUUAAUUUCAAGUGCUAUUUAAGCACGUUGAAUCUAAUCUUUUAAACACCUUAUUUAAAAAAAAAUAAAAGGUUAAAUGAGCCCUGUUGCAUGGUUACCACAGCAAAAUUUAAGAUUUAAACGUUUCUAUCUCGGUUAUUUUUUACCCUAUAGAAAUAGUAAAACAGGUAAAAUAUUUGGCACAGAAAAAACUAAAAUUUGGUUAUAUAUAAUUUUUUACGUAUAUUGAGUAUUUUUGGAGGUAUUAUCAAAAGAUUAUGAGAAUUACAAUAAUUUUAAAAAGUAUGUUUUUUAUAAAUUAUAUCUUUUUUCAAAAAUAUGCAUUCUAAACCGGUCAAAAUUAUCGAAAACAUUACUUAUGCUAAUAUAAAUCAGUUCUUGUAAGGAUUACUAUAAAUUUUAAUUUUUGUGGAAAUGGCGUAUGUUUUAUUUUUCACGUUUUCCUAAACAAUUCGAAACGGUUCUUUUAUUUUCAUUAUAACUUGCUUAAUUUUGAUGCUAUUACCUUGUUCUGAAGCUCAUUUGAUAGGUAUUCCGAAGUACUUUGACAAAUGUUUAGCGGGAAUAUUUUACACAUUGCAUCAUUUUCCCGUUAUUUAAGCUUGAAUACUUAGAUUUGAGUACUCGUCGAAAAAAAUACACAUUCAAUUACCAAUAACUCACUUUAAACUAACAUUAAUUUAGUUCUUAAUAUGAGGAAUGUAUUUAGUUUUUUAUUAUCUUCAAUUUCAGUAAUAAUAACUUUUUUGUAAAAGCUUAUAGUUUUUUAUUUAUACGUGAAAACCGAUCUAAAACAUGGAUUUUUUUACGAAAAAAUAAAAUUUUUUGUCUUAAAUAACUCAAAAGUGUUGAUUUAUUUUAAUAACUUUAUAUAACAAAUUUUGCUUAUAAUUUGUCCCUCUAUCGACUUAUGGUAUUAUUUUUAAUAAAAUAAUUUUCACCCCCGAGAAGGGGUGGCAUCCACCCCCAGGGUAAACGCGCAAGUUGGCAUCUUGUCACCUUUGUUCCUUGAGGUAUCCUCUAAUUACUCACCAAUUUUCAUGAAAAUCGAUGGAGGUUCAACGAAAUUGGAGGUGAAAACCUUCAGUGACUGUACUAUAGAAAAUAUGAAAUGUUUCCCUGUAAGUUUGAUUGAGUGUAUGUUAUGAUCUGGUAAGUUUGACCGGUUCAAAGUGCUUAUUUUUGAAAAAAUUUGAUUUUUAUAGUAACAAUUUUCUUAUUUUGAAAAAAAGAAUCCAUAUUUUUGCAAAAUAAUUUAAAAAGUAUUAUUGAUACAAAAAAUCUACAGGAAUAAAAAAUGUUUGCUUUGCUUUUGACUUGGUUUUGCUUUUUUGAACCUUCGUGUUUUUUUGGUUUUCUCUUAGACAAAAAUUGGUUUUGCUGUUCAAAAUUUGCGUACACUCGUAAUUAGUGACUAGUUCAAGUCCUUCAACUACGACUUUCAAGAAUAAGGAUCAUAAACAAGGUAAUAAAGUAAGAGUAAUAAUAAAAAAUAGUUUAAAUGAUCUUAUUGCUCUUUAGAAACCUCAAAAAUGGUGUUUAAGUAUUUCAUAGCUUAAAAACUAACUGAGUUAUAAGAUACGUAAAAAACCAAUGUCAUAUUUUAGGAAAUAUCAGAACGCGUGUACUGGACCUUUCUAAGAUAUACAUAAUGUGCUAUAGAACCUACUUUUCAUGAGCUACAACUCUGAUUUUACUGGGCCUAUAGACUUCACGUUACAAUAGUAAUAGGAGAUCUAAAUGCAAAAAUCGGUAGAGGAAGUCAAGGUGAUUUUAUUGGAAACUUUGGACUGGGUACUGUCCAGGGCCCAGUGGCUCAAUUCUGCCAAGAGACCGAUUUUAUUGUCACGAAUACUUAUUAUGAUCUGCCGACCAGGAGACUCUAUACAUGGAAAUCACCAGCAGACAACCAACAUAACGUCAUCGGAGACUAAAUUGACUACCUUCUCAUCUGCAAACGAUACCGAAAUUCCAUAAAAUCAGUAAAAUCAUACCCUGGAGCUGAUGUGAGAUCAGAUCACAACACAGUUGUAGGAAGGUUUAGAAUUAAUCUAAAGAAACCUGUGGUUAAAACUAAAGUAGAGACGAUACAAGUAUCUCGUUUGAGAGAUCCAUCAACAAAAGAGCAAGUCACACUAAAAAUUAAAGAAGAGCUCACCAAAAUAGAAAUUAUUCCUACUGAAGAUGCGAACAGGAAAUGGCACAUGUUAAAAGAUGCUCUUAUCCGCACAUGUGAGACAUCACUAACACCUAAACUAAUUAAGAAUAAAAAUGAAUGGAUGACCGAGGAGAUUCUAGAUCUCAUGGAAGCAAGGCGAUCUUAUAAAAUCAAAGACAAAAAUAUGUAUAAUAUUAUACACACAGAAAUAAGGAGAAAGAUCAGAGAGGCAAAGGAAAGAUGGUAUAGUGACAGAUGCGCAGAGAUUGAACAGUUGGUAGAGAAACAUGAUAACUUCAACAUUCAUAAGAAAAUUAGAGAAAUAACAGGCACUAAUAUUAAGAAAACAUCAAACAUACUGCUGGAUAAAAACGACAAAAUAAUUAUAGACGUCGGUGAAAGGCUUAAAAGAUGGCAGGAAUAUAUUCAAGAGCUAUUUAAAGACGAACGGACUGAGAUAAUACUAGAGCAGGUAAAGUUCGACAACGGCCAAGACAUAACAGAAGAUGAGGUAUUAGAGGCGAUAAAGCGAACAAAGAACAACAAGGCAACAGGUCCAGACCAAAUACCUGUAGACAUAAUACGGUUAAUAGAAGAACAGCAAAUUGGAAUAUUGGUCGACUUAUUUAAUACAAUAUAAAGUACAGGAAUCAUUCCCAGAGAUUGGCUGCUGUCAACGUUCAUAACACUGCCAAAAAAACCAAAUGCAAAAGAAUGCCAAGACCACCGGAUAAUAAGUUUAAUGAGUCAUACUCAUGAGCAGGACAUAAGCGACACGCAAUUUGGAUUUAGAAAUGCAAUGGGAACGAGGGAAGCCCUGUUCGCUGUAAAUGUACUUGUGCAAAGGUGCGUGGAUGUUAAUCAGCCAGUAUAUAUGUGUUUCUUGGAUUACAACACAGCCUUCGAUAAGGUCAGAUAUAACCGCCUUAUCGAAUUACUUGAAAAUAAAAACUUAGAUAUGAGGGACAUCAGGAUCAUUAGUGCUAUCUAUUAUAAUCAGAUCGCUGUGGUAAAAGAGAACAACGCCUUUUCAAAUGAAAUACAGAUUGAGAGGGGCGUCAGACAGGGCUGUGUCCUGUCUCCUACUUUGUUCAAUUUGUAUUCAGAGGAAACGAUCCAGGAAGCACUAGAAGACCUAACCACGGGAAUAAAAGUAAAUGGCCGACCAAUCAAUAAUAUACGGUUUGCCGACGACACUAUUUUAUUAGCCGAAUGUCUUGAGGAUUUACAACAAAUGGUUGACAGAGUGGUAGAAGUCAGCCAAGAAAACGUACUGUCCCUAAACACAAAAAAGACACAACUUAUGGUAAUCACAAAAGCUCAACAGCGCCAAGAAAGCAUAACAAUACAUGGAGAACAAAUUAAAAAGGUUGAAAAAUAUAAAUAUUUGGGUACAAUAAUUAAUGAAACUAAUGAGUACACAGAAGAGAUUAAAGCAAGAAUAGGACAGGCAAGAAAUGCUUUCAACAAACUGAAAAAAGUACUCUGUAGCAGGGACAUUACAAUUUCUUUAAAGAUAAGACUUCUGAGAUGCUACGUGUUCUCCGUAUUAUUCUAUGGGUUGGAGGCUUGGACAAUAAAGAAGGAUGUUUCGGACAGAUUAGAAGCCUUCGAGUUAUGGGCCUACAGAAGAAUAUUAAGAAUAAGUUGGGUGGAUAGAGUCACGAAUAUCGAGGUGUUGAGAAGAAUGGGAAAAGAUAAACAGGUUUUAAAUACAAUUAAAGUCAGAAAACUGCAAUAUCUGGGACACGUUAUGAGGGGCGAGCGUUAUAACUUGUUACAAUUAAUAAUACAACGAAGAAUACAGGGUAGAAGGAGUAGCGGAAGAAGACGCAUCUCCUGGUUAAACAAUUUGAGAGCUUGGUUUAACUGCACUUCUGCUGAUCUCCUUAGAGCAACGGUAUCGAAAGUGCGAAUUGCCGUGAUGGUUGCCAACCUUCUUAGAGGAGAUGGCACAUGAAGAAGAAGAAGAUAGACUUCAUAAAUACACAUUUUUUAUAGGCUACAUUUUUACCAAGAAUAUUUUUUUGAUAAAAUACCUACUAGUUGAGUUAUUUCCUAAAACCGUCUGAAACAUAGCUUUAUGUUGAAAAAUAAACAUUUUCACUAACCAAUAACUCGAAAAGUAUUGACUUUUGAGUGAAAAAACUCUAUAGAACAAGUUGUUUAAAAUUAGUUAUAUUAUCCAUUUUAGGACUUGUCUUGAACGUAUUUUUUCACCCCUGAGAAAAGGUGGCUUUCACUCCGCAAGUAAAAGCAACCAUGUGCUCAAGUCCAGUAAUGAAGUGGAGGGUAAGAGGGACCUAAAUCCAAAUUUUUAUGAAAUUCGGUGAUCACACGGAAAAUCACACGGUAUCGCCGUAUUUCACGUUCAUUUACUGGGCUAGAAGUACAUGACUGUAAUAGAUAGGUAAAAAUGUUGUUAUCUUUAACGAGAGACUAUAAAUUAAGUCAAACUGUAUUCUUGCAAGAGAUGAGACUGCAACAUUACGCCUUAACACAAAAUUCCAAAAUUGAUCCACGUGUAAAUACAUCCAAUAUCGUAA